AGGAUCAUGAAUUCUUCUAUUUCACUUUAUACUCCUCCUUCUCGGAAGCGUGAACAUUCUGUUGAAGUCGAAAUAGACCAGUUGGAAACUGAACGUGCUAAACGACGUUACGUUUCUGAGUUCUUGUCUUCUGAAUUAACCGCCUUAAGUCUUCACAACAAUGACGAAGAAUAUGCGACUAAUAAUGUUAAACAAACUGAUAUAUCGGAUUUGACCGCUAAUCUAUGGAAAAAUAAAUCUCAGAGUAGAAAACAUGUUGUUAUGGUUACCGAUCUCGAUGCUGAUGCCUCUGAAGAUUCCGAUGAGAAAUAUGAUGCUAAUAUGAAUGAUGAACGUUCUUCUUCCGUCAUUAAUUCUGUUACAUUAUCUCAUGAAAUUCGAAGAUCAUUAAAGAAGAUUUCAAAGGAAUUGGAAAAUCCAGUUCGGGCAUUAAUCUUAUAUCAACGUCCUCCAUGGUUGCCAAUUGAAUCUUCUAAUUCGGAACAUAAAGGGACAAGCCCUCGAAAAAAUAAGGAAAAUAUACAUGAACGUCGCAUUUCCGAAAUCAUGGAUAACGGUAAACUAUCUCCUAUUCCUGAGGAUCCUGUAAUUGAUUCUGAAGAAAUGGAUUUAGACCUAGAUGUCGAAACCAAUAGAAUUUCUUAUGAUGG
This is a messenger RNA of Scutellospora calospora, 650 nucleotides long. NCBI's taxonomy places the organism in Eukaryota, Fungi, Glomeromycota, Glomeromycetes, Diversisporales, Gigasporaceae. The record is from the annotation of a GenBank genome assembly.